Trichosurus vulpecula (common brushtail) is the source of this 5804-nucleotide messenger RNA. It is a transcript of the gene ALDH5A1, whose product is annotated as aldehyde dehydrogenase 5 family member A1. The coding region runs from base 181 to 1800 and encodes 539 amino acids. Gene Ontology annotation, biological process: GABA catabolic process. Gene Ontology annotation, molecular function: succinate-semialdehyde dehydrogenase (NAD+) activity. NCBI's taxonomy places the organism in Eukaryota, Metazoa, Chordata, Mammalia, Diprotodontia, Phalangeridae. The transcript is spliced from 10 exons. The record is from RefSeq and is a predicted model, not a curated record.
GCGCUGCGCAGCCCGAGCGCUCGCUGCGCCGCCUGUCUCUGCCUGCACGUCCCUGCUCGCCUGCUUCUCUGCACUGCCCCCUCAAGUCCAGGUCUCCCCCAAACCCGGGCGCUCACUCGCCUGUUUGCUGCUUCUGCUGCCGCCGCUGCCGCCACCACCGCCGCCGCUGCCGUCAGGACCAUGACCAGCUGCUUGCAGCUGCAGAACUGCCGGGCCCUGCGCUUGGCCUGGCCGCCUCCAGGUGCCAAUCCCCGCCCCCGCGGCCCCCUCCUUCUCCCGCCUCUGCCUGCGGCGGGGCCCGGGCCCGGCCCCCUCCGGCUCCGAAGCUACAGCGGGGGUUCAGCCAGGCUCCCAGAGGCCCUGCUUCGUACCGACGCCUUUGUGGGGGGCCGCUGGCUACCCGCCGCCGCAGGCACCUUCCCAGUGCAAGACCCGGCUAGCGGUGCCCAGCUAGGGCGAGUGGCCGACUGCGGGGUGUCGGAGGCCCGGGGGGCCGUGAGCACUGCCCACCAGGCGUUCUGCAGCUGGAGGGGGGUCUCUGCUAAGGAAAGGAGUUCAUUACUGCGAAAAUGGUAUGAUCUGAUGAUAAAGAAUAAAGAUGACCUUGCCAAGAUAAUCACAGCUGAAAAUGGAAAGCCCCUAAAGGAGGCCCAAGGAGAAGUUCUUUAUUCAGCCUUUUUCUUGGAGUGGUUUUCAGAAGAAGCAAGACGCAUUUAUGGAGAUAUCAUUUAUACCCCUGCCAAAGAUAGGCGCAGCCUGGUCCUGAAGCAGCCUGUUGGGGUGGCUGCCAUCAUCACACCAUGGAAUUUUCCCAGUGCCAUGAUUACCCGAAAGGUAGGAGCAGCUUUGGCAGCUGGUUGUACAGUGGUGGUGAAACCUGCAGAAGAUACACCUCUUUCUGCCUUGGCCCUUGGUGAGCUUGCCAACCAAGCAGGAAUUCCUGCAGGUGUCUAUAAUGUGGUUCCCUGCUCUCGCGAGAAGACCAAGGAGGUUGGAGAAGCUCUUUGCACUGAUCCAUUGGUAUCCAAAAUUUCUUUUACUGGCUCAACGGCAACAGGAAAGAUUCUCUUGCACUAUGCUGCUGACUCUGUGAAGAGGGUCUCCAUGGAGCUAGGAGGGCAUGCCCCAUUUAUCGUGUUUGACAGUGCCAACGUGGACCAAGCAGUGGCGGGGGCCCUGGCUUCCAAAUACAGAAAUUCUGGUCAGACAUGUGUUUGCGCGAAUCGUUUCUUGGUGCAAAGGGGGAUCCAUGAUUCCUUCGUGAAGAAGUUUGCUGAAGCCAUUAAUAGAGAGCUGCAUGUAGGUCAUGGAUUUGAGGAGAGAACUACCCAAGGCCCAUUGAUUAAUGAAAAAGCAGUGGAAAAGGUAGAGAAACAUGUAAGUGAUGCAGUUUCCAAAGGAGCCACCAUUGUGACAGGAGGGAAAAGACACAGCUUUGGGAAGAACUUUUUUGAGCCAACCCUCCUUAGCAACGUCACCGUAGACAUGCUGUGUUCUCAGGAAGAAACUUUUGGCCCCCUGGCACCAGUUAUUAAAUUUGAUACAGAGGAAGAAGCCCUAGCUAUCGCCAAUGCAAUGAAUGUGGGUCUAGCAGGUUAUUUUUACUCUCAGGAUCCAGCCCAGAUCUGGAGGGUGGCUGAGCAGCUAGAGGUUGGCAUGGUUGGAGUUAACGAGGGAAUACUGUCCACGGUGGAAUGCCCUUUCGGUGGGGUGAAGCAAUCUGGCCUUGGACGAGAAGGUUCAAAGUAUGGUAUUGAUGAAUAUCUGGAACUGAAGUAUGUGUGUUAUGGUGGCUUAUAGGAAUCACCAGAUGUUCUGUAACUAAGGGGAAAAAAAUCCCUCUACAGAUGUAGAGAAAUGCCAUCUAAUAUAUUUUUGAUAAACCUUUAGAAUCCUUAUAAAUGACCUGUAAAUGUGAAUUUUAAAAAACCUCAUCCAGUCCCACAUCAUCUUGUGUGUUAGUGGACAGUUGUUCCUCAGGUACUUGACUGGAUCAAGAGGUGAAACCUGUAAGUGUCCUUCUUGCUUUGAGUGUAGGCUGAGCUUGAGUUUCAGGUAGUGAUUUCCAGCCUUAACAUAGUGCUGCCACCUACUACUGAGAAGAAUUCAGCCAGAAGGUCCCUCAUGAUGUGGUUAGGAGUGGGUGUUUAAUACUGAAAGCACCAGAACAGCUAUAUCAUAAACCCAUUUCACCUCUAACAAGGCUGCGUAGCAUGGCGGUCCUGGGUGUGCAGAGGAAAUGCCUUCACGCACAUUCGGGCUGCCUGGGUGUUGCAACUGAAGUACAAUCUGGCCUAUUUUUAAAAACAGUUUGAAAUAGUACGCAGUGUCUGUGUUUCUUUGUGGACAGAAGGAACAUUUCCUCUCUUUUUCUCCCUCUGGCUAGCUUAAAAUUGAAGUCUACAAUUUGUGUUUACUGAAAGGAAAAAAAGAAUUGUGUAGGCUCUGUUUCACCUCCUUUUUUAAGAAGUAAGCAGAGGAUUGCAGCUGUAGAGUUUGAAGAAGGAGCUCCAGACUGGAAGUCAGGAUACCUAGACUUAAGUAUCUAAACUACUAACAUGCAAUUUUGGCAAACCAUCAUGUCUCUAGCCUGCAGUCAUCUUAUCUGCAAAAUGGUGAUAACUUACGUGCCCCUUCCUAAUUCACGGGGAUGUUGUGAGAUUAAAGCUAUGCCCAGGCCUUCAUAGAAAGAAGGUAUCUAUUUUGGAAAAAUGAGAGUGCCGUAUAAGUACAAGCUGUCAUCAUAGCUCAUAGCCCUCUGUAGUUUGCACACGGCUUUCUGUGCAAGGAACCAGAGGUAGGCGCUGCCAUAUUAUCAUCUCCAUUUUACAGAUAAGGAACCUGAGGCUUAAAGCAGUUUACAGUGUUCAUCCUACUACUCCAAGAUGCUUUUCUGUUUUAGUUUUUUUUUCUUUUUUGGCAGGGCGAUUGGGGUUAAGUGACAAGGUCACUUAGCUAGUCACACAGCUAGUACAUGUGUCAAGUGUCUGAGGCCGGAUUUGAACUCAGGUCCUCCUGAUUCCAGGGCCGGUGCUCUACUCACUGCGCCACCUAGCUGCCCCUUUACAGUUGUUUUGAUCCUAUUAUCAUUAUGAUUAUUACUGUUUAACAGCAGUGUCCCCAAUCAACUCUACCCUUGACACUUAGAUGUACAGUGGAAUGAGCCCACAGGAGAACCUUAACACAGGAUACUCUGUGUUAGCAGUAUUCUGGCUAGCCCCAUUGUUUGCCUUAAGGUUAGUUGUGUAGGAGACCCAAGUGGUGGUCACCAAGGCAGUGGGGUCAAAAUCAAAUAGAAACAGGGGGCCACUAAAUCAUACAAAACCACAUAGGAUCAUUAUCUAUAUUCCAUUGUAUUUGGUUUGUUAAUUUGUUAAUUUUUAAAAAUUAAUUUAAUUUCUUAAUUUUGUCAAUUUGUUUUGUUAUUUCUCAGUUACAUUUUAAUGUGAUUUGGGCAUGUGGCCUGGAGGCCAAGUGUUUGACACCUCUGAUCUAUAGCCCUUUCUCCCAGUCCUGCUUUAGAGGGGGUUGUUCCUCUCUCCUCAAAAAGAAGCCCAUAUUAAACCUGAAAAAAGAGAAUCGGGUUGGUAUAGUGAGAAGAGCACUAGAUAUGGAGUGAGGAUCUGCAUUUAAGUCUUAGCUCUGCUGCUUUGGGAGCUCAAGCAGAUCACUUCACCUCUGUGGGGUUUAUCAUCUGCAGAGUGUUAGAAUUGAGCCAGAUGAACCUUGAAGGUCUUGGUCAGCUCUAAAUCCUAAGGACUGUGAACUUAUGCAAGCUUUCCACAAUUUGAGGUUGGAGCCGUGGAGAAUGAAUAACUGGAGGGUUUCAUACCUCAUCACAAAUCUGGUUGUUGAGUUAAUUGAAAAUUUCAGUGACCUUUGGUGCAUUACCUAAUCUAUAAGGGCCAUCAAAUUGCAUUGAAUGAAGAACUUACAAACUGAUAACUUUGGGGAAUGUCCUCUAACACUAAGAUUGGCCAUCCCUCACUAAAUAAAAACUGAUAAAGUGUUUGAUUUCUGAGCUGACGCUUCACUCUCCUCUUCUUCUUCUACUCUCUUACACAAAUUCCUCAAGACAUCAAAGGGGGAGUCUGUGUAGAGAAGAGAGAAAGGAAUGAAGUACACAGCUCUUAAGAGGGGCUGUGCCUAAAUAAUCCUGAGCCUCUUGUAGAACUGUGUUUCUGAGCUCCAUCUGAUACUUAUUAGCCCCUUAGUCCUCACUCCAAGGUGGGAAUUAAAAUUUUUCUUUAUUGGGCAUUGGAAAGUUCAGAAAAGUCUUUGUAUUCAUGUUAGUAUCAGCUCUCCUUGAAACUGUUUUGUGUUUCACCCCACACAUUAGCCACACAGAUCAUAUUCCUAGGCUUGAACAUAGAAGUAUUUAGCUUCAGAACAACGUGCUGAGAACUUCUGCUAUUGGCAUCGUAUAGACAGUUUAAGAAGCACUGAAGGUGUCGUGAGUGGAAAAAGUUUGAGGAGCCUCGUAAAGUGAUGUAUACCCAGACUGUUGAUGACUAUUACAUUUUGAACAUUUUUAGAUAACUACAAGUGAAUUUCUCAAGGCCAUUGUUGCCACUACAGAAAACAUAACAAAAUGAAAAAUUCUCUGAUUUAAAAAAUAAUCUAGAAUCCUGGGAUUUAAAGAGCUUAGAAGAGAAAUAUUAAUUGAACUUUUAAAUGACUAGGUAAUUUUAUCAUAUUAUGCACCCCUUGAGGUUCAAUAAAGCAUAUAAAUUGAGACUACAGUCCCCAUCAUCAUAACGCUGAUUAAAUUUCACAUGUGUUAAUGAGGAAAAAAACUAAUUUUUCAUUAAGAUAGUAUUAGGGUACGUGUUGAUUUCUUUCAUUUGUCUGUACUUAUUACAAGAGAGGGAGUGGAGGGUGACAGUAGAAAAAGAAAAAAAGCAUCAAUAAAAUAUUUAAAUAGGAAAAAGGAUAGUAUCACAGAGUAGGAGGGAAGAGGAUUUGUUUUCAGUGAACCAUUUUUUAUCCUUUUAAGGCUGGUGACUUGUCUGGUAGAUGAAUCAUUGUUUACGCCUUUACAUCAUUAUGCAGAAGUUCAGCCUCUGGACUUAGGAGAUGUUUUUUCCUCACUCAUUUACCAGGUAAUGAUCAAUCCCAGAUUUAAAGAAUCUUCACUCUGUGUAGAUCACAUCAUCCUAGGCUACAGCACACUGAGCAUUUGCCUAGGAGGUUCCCAACCAUCGCCACAUACCCAAAAUGAAAUUACCCAGAGAUCAAAUCCAUUGGCCUGAAAAAAUGUUCCUGCAUUUGCUCCUAGCUAUGUACUACAGAAUCAGUUGGCUGCUGAUAUUUUGGUCAGAUUGAUCUGGUUUUUAAUAUGUGAUUUAUAUCUUGGUUUUUUUUGAAAGAUGUUUUUAGGUAAAAGUGUUUUUUUUUUUUCCUUCAAAGUUUAUUUUGGUGGAAACAGCCAAGGGAGAAUAAAGUUCAGAAGCACAAUGUAGUCCAAUCUAUUGUUCUGCUCUCGUUUUAAAACUUGCCAAAUGAUCUCUCUGUAAGGGUGGGUCACAGUGUUUUAAUAAUUCAUAUGCAGCUAAUUUUUAGAUUAUUCCCUGAAGAUUUUUCCUAGUGUGAUUUUUAAUGUUAAGUUUUGUGGAAAAAAAAUUGAAAGCUACUGUAACAGGAAAUGUCCUUAAAUCUUACUUUCAAUUGUGUAUACAUGAGCUCAUUUAUGUGAAUUCUCAUUUUUGUUCUCUGUGCGUAUGUGAAUUACUGUAUCAGCAUCUGCUUUCCAGAGAAUUGGAUUUGUGUGUGCAAUUAAUAAACAUUCAAUUUUAACAAUAACA